This is a messenger RNA of Pterocles gutturalis (yellow-throated sandgrouse), 1163 nucleotides long. RefSeq names its product syntaxin-binding protein 4-like. The transcript has 11 exons. Gene Ontology annotation, molecular function: protein binding. The annotation marks the transcript as partial. The record is from RefSeq and is a predicted model, not a curated record. Lineage: Eukaryota; Metazoa; Chordata; Aves; Pterocliformes; Pteroclidae.
GUAUUAAGGUAAUUGGUGGCAUCAAGGAACCCACUGGAGAAGAAUAUGGGGUUUAUGUCAAGAGGAUCCUUCCAGGGGGUGUUGCUUAUGCUGACGGGCGCCUGCAGCCAGGAGACCAGAUCCUGGAGGUCAAUGGAGAUUCCCUAAUUGGGGUGACAAGCGAGAGGGCCGUGGACAUCCUGAGGACGGCAUCAGCCACCAGCCACAUGCGCCUUCUCAUAGCCCGUGAUGACGAUGCCAGGAGAGAGUUCUCUGAGCUGCUGGAAAAGUUUGGCUCCCAGAGCAACACGGGCUCAGCGCGGAGCUCCCCCAUCCUGCAUGGCGGCAGUCGAUACCUGGAAAGCACAUCCUCGGGCUCCUCCUCGCGCUCCCAGAGCCCGCUGCUGCUGAGCCCCGCCAACUCCCACGGCCCCUUCAUCGGGAACCCGGUGCACCCCUCUCACGCACACUACUCCAUUGAAUCAGGAAUCCAGAGCAUUUCUAUAGCAAAAUCCUCCGGCUUAGGGCUGACAAUCAGUGGUGGAUCUAACAGGCCUGAUGGCCCCAUGAUUUAUGUCCAAGAGCUUAUGCCAGAUGGUGACUGUUACAAGGUCCUGCAGUAUCUCGGUCUGGAUGUGACCGAGGAGAAGAAGAGGCAGCUACGACAAACCUUGACCACGGACUCGCAGGGGACGGUGGCCUACGGAGAUCUUCUCCAAGCACUCAGGGACGUGAUGCAGGAGGAGCUGGACGAGGCUGGGCUGGAUUCCAGCUCCAUGCUCUUCACGCAGCAUGAAGUGGCCAGUUUGCUGGAUACGUCGGCUUUUCACUCGCCGACCUUUGACUCUCCCAACUGCAAUGGCACCGAGGAGCUGGAGCAGCUGCAGCUGGAAAUGAUGGAUCUGCGGCAAGAAGUCCGAAGGCUAAAGUCUCUCCUGAAAGAGGUGGAGAACAGCAAGAAGUCGAUGGAAGAUGAGCUUCAGAGGCUGAACCAGAAAGCCCUGGGCUUCCUCUCCGAGAACCGGACGCUGCACAGCAAGCUGCAGAUGGCCGAGGUGGUGCAGAGACAGGCUCACAGCGCGGAGCAGGACUAUGAGGAAGUCAUCCACCUGCUGGAAGCUGAAAUUGCAGAACUGAAGAUGCAGUUGGCAGGGAAGAAAGCAAAACACGCCUCUGAAAUAGAG